AAUUGAUUGCCACAACACAUGGAUUGUCAUACAAUUUACUUAAUUGUACCUCAAUUUGGAUUACGUGCUUCACAUUAACCAAGGGUUAUACAACAAUACGGAUCGCAAACAGAGUUGUGUUAAAUCAAGUAUUAAUUGUUGAGAUUUUAUUUGUCAAUUGAAUUGUAUUUUGUGACAAUCAUUGGUAACAUAUAUCACACGACAAACUAAUCAAAUUGUUUGUGACGAUCGCCGCCGACCACAAUAAUGUCACACCAGAGGAAGAUUUUGGUGUCUGUAAUCAUACUAUUAGUGCGAGUGUUUGUCAAUGUGUACACAUAUGUCACACUUCCCUACUAUUACUUCAAACAAAAGCCGUGGAAUCGACUCAAGAGAGCCAACAGAUGCCGAUCCAAACUAGAGGAUCCCAACGACAGCGACAGCGCCUGGAUUUGUGAUGAGCCAGAGAUUACUUAUCCAGUUAUAAAGCCGACAGUGACCGAGACAUUAAACAACCUUGCUGAUUAUCACGGACAGCAAACACCUAUUUUAGCCUAUCGCGAAGUGCUGUCGGCCGAGGAGUCGGUCGGAGCCGACGGUAAAGCGCGACGAAUCGAUGGCCGGUCUCUAAGAAAGUAUCGACUCAGCGAUUAUAAGUGGUUGACUUAUGGAGAGAUCGACACAAUCACCACAGCUAUAGCCAAAGGAUUGGCGGCCAAUGGGGCGGCCUUUGGGGACAAGAUAUUGAUUCUAUCGGAGACACGGGUUGAAUGGUUUCUGUGCGCUCAGGCGGUCGCCAAACUCGGCGCUAGUGUUGUCACUCUCUUCUCUAAUCUUGGUGACGAAGGAAUCGUUUACGGCAUAAAUCAAACAGAAAUCAAAUUAAUGAUAGUCUCGUGUGAUUUGAUGCCAAAAAUACGUUCACUAAUCACUCAAAUACCGACCGUUGAGACAAUCGUUUACAUUGAGCACAAGAAUCUUCAUAAAGACAUCACUACCUCUCAAGUGAAUGGCUUUCCCGACAAUAUCAGACUCCAGUCCCUGCAAGAGGUGGAGCGCACCGGCACUCAGAUGUCGGACAUUGAGUUUCAGACACCCAAACCGGAAGACGUGUUCGUUAUAAUGUAUACGUCGGGCACAACGGGUCCACCGAAGGCGGCGAUCGCCACACAUCGGCAAAUGGUGGACGGCUCGGCCAAUACCGCACUCCUAGCCCUUAAAGAUGUUAUCUCCGAAAGUCGGAGCCAUACUUAUAUCGCAUUCCUGCCAUUGGCUCAUGUCUUUGAGUUAACGGUUGAAUUCGCCCUCUUCUACGGUAUCGUUAUCUCAUUUUUAACUUAA
Molecule: messenger RNA, 1320 nt
Organism: Medioppia subpectinata
Lineage: Eukaryota; Metazoa; Arthropoda; Arachnida; Sarcoptiformes; Oppiidae
Source: the annotation of a GenBank genome assembly